Molecule: messenger RNA, 1311 nt
Organism: Odobenus rosmarus divergens (Pacific walrus)
Lineage: Eukaryota; Metazoa; Chordata; Mammalia; Carnivora; Odobenidae
Gene: ZNF564
Product: zinc finger protein 14-like
Exons: 7
Coding region: 1-1311 (436 amino acids)
Biological process (GO): regulation of cytokine production; regulation of immune system process; negative regulation of transcription by RNA polymerase II
Source: RefSeq, a predicted model, not a curated record
AUGUUUCAGGACCCAGUGGCCUUUGAGGAUGUGACUGUGAACUUCACCCUGGAGGAGUGGGCUCUUCUGAAUCCGUCCCAGAAGAAACUCUACAGAGAUGUGAUGCAGGAAACCCUCAGGAACCUGGCCUCAGUAGGUAAGGAAAAAUGGGAAGACCAUGACAAUGAAGAUCAGGAUGAAAAUUCUGGGACAAAUCUGAGAUGUCAUGACAUUUUUAAAAAAAGAGACUGUAAAAGAAAACAAGGUUGUCAAUGUGGAAAAACCUUCAGCCAGAUUCCAGAUCAUAAUCAGAAGAAGAAAAGUCCUACUGGAAUAAAACUACAUAAAUGCGCUUUGUGUGGACAAGUGUUCAGGCAUCAUUCAUCCUUUAACAAGCACAUGAGAUCCCACACUGGCCACAAACCAUAUGAGUAUCAGGAAUGUGAAGAGAAGCCUCAUAAAUGUAAGGAAUGUGGGAAAUCCUUCAAGCAUCGCCAAUCCAUUCAAAUGCAUGAAAGGACACACACUGGACAGAGGCCCUAUGAAUGUAAACACUGUGGGAAAGCUUUCAUUUGUCACAAUUACUUUCAAAUUCAUGAAAGGGCACACAGUGGGGAAAAGCCCUACAAGUGUACAAAAUGUAGUAAAACCUUUAGUUAUUCAAGUUACUUACGUAAACACGAAAGGACUCAUAUUGGAGAGAAACCUAGUGAAUGUAAGCAAUGUGGUAAAGCUUUCAGUUGUCUCAGGUCCUUUCGAAUACACGAAAGGAUACACAGUGCCAAAAAGCCUAAGGAAUGUACAAAAUGUGGGAAAACCUUCAGUUAUUCAAGUAAUUUAUGUAAACAUGAGAGAAGUCAUAAUGGGGAGAAACCCUAUGAAUGUAAGGAAAGUGGGAAAGCAUUUGGAGAGAAGCCCUAUGAAUAUAAGGAAUGUGGUAAAGCCUUCCUUUCUCCUAGAUCCCUUGAAAAAUAUAACAGAAUACAUAAUGGGAAGAAACCUCAUGAAUGUAAGGAAUGUGGUAAAGCUUUCUGUUAUCCCAGUUUCCUUGGAAAACAUGAAAGAAGUCAUAGCGGGGAGAAACCUGUGAGUGACCAUACUUCUGAUGGUCAAGGAGAAAGAGCUGCUCUAUUUGUCCCCUAUAUACUAGAGUCUGCGGACCCGAGUCGGUCGGUGGCGCCCUUGGGACCUCGGUCCCCUGCGGCGCGCGGCUUGGGUGCUGGGCCGGCAGCGGGCACCCUGGCGUCCGGGCUGCUCCGUCCUGUGCGCGGCGACUUCGGCCCCGGAUCCUCAGGGCAGCUCUGCGCCCGCAGCCGCGUCUCCUCCAGUUGA